UAUAUACCUUAAGGUGUGAUCUAUUAAUAGAUAGGAAAAUCCAAAUUUCCACUUGUUUACAUUUUUGUUUUCAGAUUAUCUCCCUUUCCAAAUCCCAGAUUAUUUCACAAGUGAGAGUCAUUCAUAUAAAUAAGAAGAAAAGAAUUGGUGUGAUGACGGCAUAAAUAUUUGACGAGUGAUAUUAGGGUAACUUUAUAUCAACAUGGAUAUUGAAUACAAAUUAGUUGGAAGAAAUGACUUGCUGCAACAGUAUUCAGAAGCAUGGACAAACAAUUGCAGAAUAUUUGGAUAUUAUGGAAUGGCAAAAGUUGGCAAAACAAGAUUAUGUGCCGAAUUUGUUAAGAAUCUACAAGAAACGGAGGAUAGCAAAGUGGAAGUAACUGAGUUUGACUUCAGAGACGGUGACCUUGACACGUAUGAUAACUUUGAAGCUCUCCUUUUUCUUAAAUUUCAAAUUGACAGCAAUCAUAGAUCAUCAGUUGGUCGGGAGCAAAUAUUACAAUAUGUGAAAAAGAAGCCUGAUACAAAGUUCAUUUUUGUCUUUGACAGUUUAGAGGAGGCAAUGCCUAAAGCACAAAAAGAUGGAUCUGGCCCCGACAAAUUUGCGGAAUCCUUAUGGGAUAAAAUAUAUCAAAACAUUGUGCAUAAAUUCCUGGCUAAUAGUAGUAAUAUUUAUUUUUGUUUGACAUCAUGCACUUGGGCAAAGUUUGGCCAGUGGUCAAAGAUUGCCUAUUUACAGAAUGUGCCAGCUCUGAACAAAUCUGACUCAUGCCAGCUUCUGAAGGAAGUGUUAUCUGAUCAAAAUGAGGAUACAUCUUGUUUAGAGACUAUAGCAGAUCUUUGUGAUGGCUUACCUGGUUCAAUUGUAAAUGUGGGAAGUGACAUAAUCAGAAGUACAGAACUGACCAAUGAAGACAUGGUAUCUAUUUUGAUUGAUAGGAAAUUAGCAGCACUGAGUGGAGAAUUUCUUCCUGCUUCUGUAAGAAUAGAUAGUAGUUUCAAUGGUAUGAUAAGAAAACUAUCUGAUGAGAGAAAAGACAACUUGAGAGUUAUAGCAGCUAGUGGAUCAGAAAUGUCUAUGUCAGUAGGAGCACAGGCAUUUGAUUAUGAUAAACAAGCUCUAUUCAAGUUUGAUGUUUUGAUACCAUUGAAAUACAGAAGUCUUGUUGACGCCAGUAUGAAGAGUAAAGGCAUUUCUGUUCAUCCUGUCACUCAAGAGUUCAUGAAGGUUCAUCAUGCCUCCACAACACUUAGAGAUAAAGCAAUUGCAAAAAAGAUACAGAAAUUGAUAGAAGAGAUUUGUGAACAGCAGGACAAAGCACAAGGCAAAUCAAUGGAAUAUAUAGAUCAGUUGAAAGAUUACAAAAGUAAAGGUUGUCCAGAGAACUACAACCCAGUCUCUGGUGACAGAAGACGCAGCUUGGAGCCCUCUUACCCUUCAAGUAGGGAUACAAGUUCAGAUAACAUUAGAAUAAGAACAAAUAUUUCCCAUACCUCAACAGGGAAUCCAAGACUUAAUGAUCUGUCCCCUGCAACAUCGACAGAGAAAGAAGACAAACAAGGAUUCCCAUUCCCUGCUGAUACAAAUUUACAUAAAUCAAUGGAACAGAAACCCAGUUUUAGGAAGGAUAUUAAAUAUGCAGGAAGUGGUAUUAGUGGUGAGAUGAAAUGUGAAAGUGGCUAUCAGGCUAACAUUAAUGGUGAACAGAAAGAGAUAAGACAAAAAAGACUCAGUGAGGUUAAAAUGAAUCUUGGCUGCAGUAUUGAAGAAAAUGACAGGAUUGCAGUAACUUCAGAAAGAAGACUUUCUGACAUUAUUAAACGUAACAAUUUGAGUCGUUCAGCCAGUGCACAAGAGAUGUUCAUUGAAACAAAAGCAAAUAAUCUUAGCAGGGCCAUGACUCUACAAGAGAGUUUGACACAGCUCCAGUUUAAAAGAAAGACUUUGAAUAGAGCAGAUGCUUUUGAAGAACCUGGAGAAGUUAAGUGGGAUGACUGUAGUGGGAGUUCUCAAAACAUACUGGCAGAAAGCAUGUCUCAAAGUAGUAUUUGUUCAACAGACAGUAGGAAUUCUUCAUGUGAAAGAAAUGAUACAAUUUCUAUGGAUGACAAUGUGAAUAUACCUUGUAACGAAUCAGGAAACGAAGUGAAGUUCAAUAUAUACAGUGACAGUUUUAGUCCUGAUGAUUUGAAACAAGAUCUGAGAUCAAAUGAUCCUCCCAUAGUGCGGCCUAAAACAUCAUUGACUCACAGUCCAAUUAAAGAAGAAAAUGAUAAUUCUUUAAAAAGACUUAUAUUUGGACAAGUAGACCUAACAUCUGUAUCAGAGAGUGAAACCUCUUUAAAAAGACCAGUUGAACAUUCUUGUUCUUUUGGACCAACUUUGGACCCAAAUUCCUUACUGGACGAAAGUGUUUCAAAUAAUUUAGAAUCACAUUGUGUUUGUCAAGGAAAUAGCCCAAGUUCUAGUCAGCAGUCGUCAUAUAAGGACCCUAAUAUGCCAAAACUUUCACUUCUGUCUCUUUUAUCAAAAUCUAGUCAAAAAUCUGCGGAGGCCAGUAUGGAUAGACCAGAACAUUUACAAACAGUGUCUGUACCAGUUAAUAGUGCUAGUCCUCCAAGUGCAAACAUUGGUUCAAGGUCAAAUGCAUCAAAGGUGCCAAAUCGUGCUGAAAACUUGUUGAAUAUUAUCAAGAAAAUAUCUGAAGAUAAAUCUUGACAUCAGUUAUUAGUAGUAUUAAUAAAUGAAGUGAAAAAAAUUGAAUUAAA
Messenger RNA from Mytilus trossulus (common blue mussel), 2769 nucleotides. RefSeq lists its product as uncharacterized. The transcript has 7 exons. The record is from RefSeq and is a predicted model, not a curated record. The coding region runs from base 203 to 2719 and encodes 838 amino acids. Lineage: Eukaryota; Metazoa; Mollusca; Bivalvia; Mytilida; Mytilidae.